UCGGUCACGUGCAAUCAGUUGGCGUCGCCAUGGCGAAUGGCUGGCUGUGUGCGGGGUUGGUGUGGCCGUUGCUGUCCUGCUGGCUGAUGUCCGUGUCCUGCCUGCCCCGACCUACCCGGGUGUUCGAGUCCGCGAUGUCGGUGCAGCCUAAGCCGUGCCAAGCGCCCCAGCAGUGGGAGGGCAGGGCUGUCAUGUAUAAUCACAAAACGGGUAGGAACAGCCGAGUGCUAAUCUCGUACGACGGGAAAAACCAGCGCAUCCGGAUCGUGGAUGAGAAGAAGGGCCACAUCCCCUGCAAAAAAUUUUAUGAAUACAUUUAUUUGUUUAAAAACCCAGUGCUUUUCAAGAUUGAGCAAGUGACAAAGCAGUGUACCAAACUGCCUCUUCUUGAGCCAUGGGACCCAUAUGAUAUUCCUGAUAACUCCACGUAUGAAGAUCAGUACAACAUCGGUGGGCCAGGAGACCAGAUUGAGGUUCAAGAAUGGUCUGAUAGGAAACCUGCUCGUAAAUUUGAAACAUGGGUUGGAGUUUACACUGUAAAGGAUUGCUAUCCAGUGCAAGAAACUUACACCAAGAGCUACAAUGUUACAAGUUCUACACGCUUUUUUGAUCUGCGUUUAGGGAUUAGUGAUCCAUCUGUGUUCAACCCACCCAGCACCUGUCAGGCAUCUAGCCCAGAAGAGAUGACCGAUGACUGCUGAGCAUAGGUAUUGGCCUGUAGAACAAAACCAUAAUUUAUAGUGUUCCUGUCACUAACAAUCUCUUUUUGAGUGGUGAUGUAUAAGGGAACUGUUGGUUAUUUCUCUCUCAAACAAUCUGCUGAUCAGUAUGUUGUUUUCAAGAAAAAAUGGGUAUUCUUUCAGCUGAAGCAGUUAUGUAAUCAUAGCUUGGAUCUGGGCUUGUGUCUGUGUAUACAUACACUGGAAAGAUAAUUACUGAGAUACAUUAACAGAAUUGUACAAAUUAUUUCAUCUUGUUGUAGUUGGCUCUUUAUAUCUGCUUACAAGUGUGGGCAAUGAUGUAACCCAAAUAAAGCACUACACAACAGAGUACUGCAGUUACUUUCAAAUGACACAUUAAAGCACUUGGAUGUUUAUGCAUUACAAAUAAUAUUAUAAUGUGAUUAGAAAGGUUGAAGUUAUCAAAGUAUUCUUUUGAAAGCUUUAGCUGUGUUCAAGUAACAAUAUUUACUUUUGACUGAAGGGCCAAACAAUGGGUCCUUUUCUUACAGGAGACGAUGCAUUAUUUUUCCAAGUUUACUUCUGAAAUUUGUGACUGUAAAUUGGAGAAGAGUAUAAGCUUAAACACUGAAGCGGUGUUCAUUUUUGAGUCUCGGCAGUACUGUGCUAGUCACAGAUGACAUUCAUUUCCACAAAUACUAUCCUUUCCUCUACUGUUUAAAAACAGUAAUAGGCAUAUUGCUUUGAAGCAUCUGUUACUUUGCAGUAGAGCUAUAAUGAACUUAAUGUUGUUUCUAAUUGGAUAUUUUAACAUAAUAUAUCUUAUCCAGAGGAGACUUAAGAGACUGCUGAUACUGAGAUCUGGAGUAACACACAAUCUGCAAGUGGAACUCAGCUGUUUGAGCAGAUAUUUCAACUUCCUGUUCCAUUUCCACACUAACCUGUCUGUUCUUGACAGCCAGAGUAAGCAAUACACCUGAGAAGUAUACAGCCCAAUAGCACGAACAUUAAACUUCUCAAUUUCAGGUGACUGUCACCUCCAGUGAGUUUCUUCCCUGCCCUAUCUCCUUUCCAUACUCCCCUCCCAGUUCCAUCAACCCAAAAUCCACACAUCUCAUCUGCCUGCAACCCCCAUCUCACCAACCACACCCCAUCCAAUCUGGUUCUGGUUCCAUGUGCCUUUCAUCUCACCCCUAAUGGUUCCUAUGAUCACUUUCCUCGCAUUAAAUUUCAACACCAGUAAUCUCCGUGUUCCUGAUGAUCACCAUCCCCUCAGUCUCUUCCUACACUCUCCCCUCCUGCACUUGAGUCCAUGUGCCUCUGCUUCUUUACUCGCCUACCUCCAUUGUUAUCCAUAUAUGUAUGUCUUCAGCUCCACCCCUUCCCUUCCUUGUCUGGCUCCAUCUAUCCACCAUCAUUCAUCAUUCUCUGUACAUCAAUCCUCUCUGGUCUUUGCUUAUCAACCUCCACUUUACUAGCUAUAUCCCCCUCUCCACUCUUAGUGCUGAUGUAGAAUUUUGGUAACUUUCCCCUCACUGAGUUCAUCCAGCAGAUUAUUUGCUUCAUCUUAUUCAGCAAGUUGAAUUACAUUAUGCAUGCAUUAAGUUUCUCCAUGUUUAAUAUGAGAUGCUGGUUGUUUCUAAUAAUUGAUGGCCUAUAAAAUAAAAAUGAUUCUCUGAA
This is a messenger RNA of Hypanus sabinus (Atlantic stingray), 2360 nucleotides long. It is a transcript of the gene epdr1, whose product is annotated as ependymin related 1. Gene Ontology annotation, cellular component: extracellular region; lysosome. The transcript is spliced from 3 exons. Lineage: Eukaryota; Metazoa; Chordata; Chondrichthyes; Myliobatiformes; Dasyatidae. The record is from RefSeq and is a predicted model, not a curated record. Bases 30 to 701 code for a protein of 223 amino acids. Gene Ontology annotation, biological process: cell-matrix adhesion. Gene Ontology annotation, molecular function: calcium ion binding.